GUAUUCUUGAUUCAUACAACAUGUUCGCAACCUAUAAAUUUAAUGAACGUGAACAAGUUAUUAAUACACUUUACCAGGUAUAUGAAAAAUACAAACCAGCCAAAGAAAUCACGAUUCAAUUGGAUUCAAAUGAAAUUAACACCUAUUUAUCUGAGCCUGAAACUGAAGCAGAACCACUUUUAUGGUGGAGAGCAAAUGCUAUGCAAUAUCUGACACUAGCACGAAUUGCAAUGGACUAUCUUGCAAUACAGGCAACUAGUGUACCUAGUGAGCAAGCCUUUUCUAUUGCAAAACAUAUAGUCAGUCUUAACCGUAAUCGUAUUGAUCCAGAAACAGCACGCGCGUCAUUAUGCUUAAAGAGCUGGUAUACGGAAUUGGAUGAUAUAUAA
This is a messenger RNA of Ambispora gerdemannii, 389 nucleotides long. NCBI's taxonomy places the organism in Eukaryota, Fungi, Glomeromycota, Glomeromycetes, Archaeosporales, Ambisporaceae. The record is from the annotation of a GenBank genome assembly.